Molecule: messenger RNA, 4638 nt
Organism: Zeugodacus cucurbitae (melon fly)
Lineage: Eukaryota; Metazoa; Arthropoda; Insecta; Diptera; Tephritidae
Gene: Ir41a
Exons: 10
Coding region: 35-2056 (673 amino acids)
Source: RefSeq, a predicted model, not a curated record
GAGUAGUGAGUUCUUGAACAAUUUUACUUUAAAAAUGUUACCAACUAAUUUGUUGUACAGCUUUUAUUGGUCACGAAUGUUCAAUGUGAUAAUGCAAAACUAUCUCCUGUCCACCACUACUUGCAUCAUUUGGCCAGAGAAUGAGGAUUUCUCCAUCAGCUGGCAGCAGGACAAACCGCCAGAUGCCGCAAUCAUAAGUAUACGACUGCAUGAUUUGGCGCAAUCUUUCUCCAAAGACGUUGUGGAUUUUGCCGCCAAGCGUGAGGAGCUGCUUAAUGAUUAUGUGGUUUUGAAUCCUUUCGUGGAGAAGUUGACUUUAUCAAUAGAGAAAUCACAUUGUCAAAACUUUAUAGCCUUUCAAAUGGAUAUACCAAUUUUCAUUGAUGCCGUCAUAAAUGCGAGUCGUUUCUCAAUUUGGCGUUCGUCAAAUAAUAAAUUUCUAUUUGUCUACAAUAAAGACGAUUUGCAGCAGCAACUUUUCGAAAAUCGUUUCUUCGAAGACCAAUCUGCCAUACUUCUAAUUGAAAGAUCCAUUACCAAUCCGGCAGUUUUCGAUUUGAAAACCAAUAAGUUUGUCGGUCCACGUGCUGAUAACCCGAAACAGUUGUAUCUGCUCGACACUUUUAAUGCUGAAACGAAUACGUUUCUUCAUGGCAAUGAUCUCUUUCCGGGUAAACUCUCCGAUUUACAGGGACGUGAAGUGAUUUUGGCAGCUUUCGACUAUAGACCGGAUGUGGUUUUGAAAUAUUAUCCUGGCGCUCCAUCACGUGACAGAGCUUUUGCAGCCAAUGAUACUAGCGGCGAUGUUGAACUUGACGGUACCGAAGAGCGGAUUCUAAAAACAUUUUGCGAAAAGCAUAACUGUUCAGUAGAUAUUGAUACUUCUGAGGCCGAUGAUUGGGGCAUUGCUUACAGAAAUAUGACCGGAGAGGCCGCUUUGGGUAUGAUAGCCCGGGGCAAGGCAGAGGUGGGCAUGAGUGCCAUGUACACUUGGUACGCGGAUUACGUAGCACUGGAUAUGUCGAUGUAUAUUGGUCGUUCGGGUAUAACCUGUGUGGUGCCGGCACCAAAACGCUUGGCCAGCUGGUUGCUACCAAUUGAACCCUUUCAACCCGCACUUUGGGCUUUCGUAUUCGUUUGCUUAUGCGUGGAAAUCAUAGCCUUGCUCUUUAUAGAUCACGCUCGUCCGAUAAUUAUAGCGCUGAGUGAGAGGAUGCAUGCUUCAGAGGAGCAGCAAAAUAGCUGGGUUCGCAAUUUUCAAUAUGCAUUCACGACAACUAUGUUGUUGUUCGUUUCACAAUCGAAUAAGGGCACAAUGGUGAAUUUCACGCCACUGAGGGUAAUGCUUUUCGCCAGCUUCUUGAAUGACAUCGUUAUCACGAGUAUUUAUGGCGGUGGACUGUCAAGCAUACUCACUGUGCCGAGCUUCGGACAAGCCGCCGAUUCGGUGGAACGACUGUAUGCUUUCCAACUCAAAUGGGGCGCAGAUUCCGAGGCUUGGGUGGCCGCCAUACGUGAUGAUGAGAGUGAAAUCAUGAAGGGUUUGCUGCGCAAUUUCGAUAUCUACAGCGCCGAACAGUUGAUGGAGUUGGCGCAGACAGAAGAGAUGGGUUUCACUAUUGAACGUCUGCCAUUCGGUCAUUUUGCCGUGCAGGAACACUUGACGCGCAGCGUUCUAGGCAAAAUGAAAAUCAUGGUAGAGGAUAUUUAUUUCCAAUACACUGUCGCAUUUACAGCGCGCAUGUGGCCCAUGUUGGAGGGUUUCAAUGAGAUGGUCGUCAUGUGGCAUUCGUCGGGUUUGGACAAAUUUUGGGAGUGGCGAAUUGUGGCCGACAAUUUGGAUGGCGCUAUACAGAAGGAGUUGAUGGCUUCGCAGUAUUCGAAUUUGGAUGAUAUCGGACCGGUUAAAUUGGGCAUGUCGAAUUUUGUGGGCAUGUUGUUGCUGUGGUUGUUGGGUAUAACUUGCGCUUUUUUGGCUUUCUUGGCUGAAUUGCUAAUGGAUCACAUGAAGCGUUCCAAGAAAAUGGAAGAAUUUGAGGUGAUCGAAAUAGGCUAGGGAAGUGUUUGAGAAACUGUUUCUACAUUUCAAGGAACAGAAAAAACUGUUAACUAGCCACAUUUUCCCUCAGAAAAAGCUUAGAAAAUCUUUUAAUUUUCAACACACGCCUUCCUUCAUAUUUUCCUUCCUCUAUUUUGUUUAUAGUUUCAUUCACAAAUUUACACUGCGGUCAUUUAGCGUGCACCAAAUUAAGCAACGGUUCAUUAUACCAUGACUAUAAUUAAAUUAAGACCGAAGAGUAAAGCCAAAUGGUUCACUAAGCUACAAGCCAGAAAUGAACUACGUGUGCGGCUAUAAAUCAUGUUGAAAUUUUUGUCAACCGCUGUUUUGUAGGCUAUGACGGACAGAGCGCAGUUUUGAGGCGUUUGUGGUACAUUUGAAGACACUCUUGCUAUUGUUUUUGUCUUGGGAUGUUAUAAGUAUAAAUGGAAAGAAAGUUCUUCAUACUUUUAGUUGCAAAUUGAUUUAUGAAUUCACAAAGCGAAAGUUAAAAGAGAUGAUGGUUAAGUAUUCAAGAUAUGAUAUUAUGCGCCGACGGCCUAGAAGAAGUUAAAGUAAUUAAAUUUGGCGUUGUUGUUUUGUUUGGAUCCAAUCUUCACACUUUUGUUUUAAUAAUAAAAGUGGAAUUAGUCCAAAGGGUUGUUAAUAUAAUUUCGUGUACUGAUUCUUCGUAUAUUUCGUUACUGAUGACUUAAAAUAUCUGUAAGGUUCUGUCUUUGGGCUUCAUAUACCUGGUUUUCUAGAUCAUAAUUCUAAUACAGAGUUAUGUAGAAACAACCGAAUUCGGAUGUUUUGUUUAUAAAUCUUUGGAGCAUCUUUAGUAAGAACACAACUUGAGAUUAUUUAUUGAACAAACCAUGAAGCGAACCAUGGUGUGUGUCCUCAUUAGGCUUUUGGUUUGAUUCUAUGUUGGAUCAAGAACGUCUCAGCCCUUUAAAGAUACUGUGACUUCUGUUUGUACCCCAUGAAAAAACAAGGAUUAUUCAAACUAAUAUGAAAAUGAUUUGUAUACGACAAUUUCGCUAAUAAAGUCCUCAUUAACUACAAACGAUCCUUGUAGUAUGUAGUCCAAGACAAUUUAUACUUUUCUUCAGACAAUUAAGGCUGGUUACUAAGGUACCAAAUGUGGAGUUUUCACAGAAGAAAGGUUUUGCAUUGCGAAUAUUUUGAAAUUUGAAACAAACUAUAGUUGUAUAUAUGGAAGUAGAGAGGGGAAAUGUGGAAGUUCUUAGAGACUCGAAAAGUGAGAUCGAAGAAUUGACGAGAAUUGACAAAAGAGAGACGCCGAAAUUCAAGAAAAAAGUUUCUGGAACUGCUUGGCAAAGUUACAAGCUUUAAGACUCAGUUAUUUUUGGCAGGACAAUUCAGUUUAUCGUGAAAAGGAUGAAGAAUGUUUUAAGAUCGAACCUAGAUGCUUUAUAUAUUAUCGUCAAGUAAGUUUUUUGCACUUUCUCUGCUAUAAGUAUCUUUAAGAGACGACAAGCGACACUCACCAAAUAUGAAUCUUUAUAUUUAUUGUUAUUGUUGUAAUACCUAUACAUAUAUCUACGAUGUUGUAAUAUUUACAAAAUAUGUUCAUACAUGUAGUAAUACCAUGUUAUGUACAAAUCAGCGAUUACGUACGAAAAGUAUUUAAUUAAAAUUCAUAAUCACAAAAAAAAAUAAUUAUAAUAAGCAAUGCAGAAUUGAAAGUGAAAUUCAAGUAUUCAACUCUCGAAAACGUCAACAGCCACAAAUGUUUUCGUAAUACACAUAAACAAUUUGGCGCUUGUUGUUAUUUUUGUUGUUAUGUAUGUACAUAUCAAAUAAGAAGCGCAUGAGUGGCGGCACUUGCUUUGCUAUCAAAGCCAUGUACGAGUACAAUAACAACAUCUCAAAGUUUUUUUUUUCUUUUGCUCACAAAAUAAUUUCAUAUUAUUAUUAGAAAUAACGUCAGAUGGCAUUUGCUGUUGCCUUUUCAUUACAAACUAAAUUAUUAAAAUAAUUUUAAUUCGAAUGUUAAACACACACAAACAUACAUACAUACAUAUGCAUGCUGAUAUGGAGUACAUAUGCGCUUGACGCAGUCAAAAGUCACUCAAGCGACUAACUAAGCAACCGACUAAGUGCUUGUGGCUAAUUAAAAAUUCAAUGAGUAGUGGUGCAUAAUUGGCGCGCAAAAGCGACAGUUGUGACGGCGUGACGAAAGUGCCAUUGCACAGGGGCAGGCAUACAUUCGUAUAUAUGUAAGUACUUAUGUGUAAAUUUUUCUUUUAGAAAAAAUAUUUUUUUUUUGUAAUAAUAUUAUCCACAUGUGUGUCUGUAUGCAUGUGUUUGUUUGUUUUCAUUUUUGUGCGCAAACUUUGUAUGGACGUGUGACGCUCGUUUUUGCAGAAGCUUUUAAAGAAAAGCAUGCGACGUGCUGGGCAUAAUAACAACACUUACUUACACAUGUACGAACAUAUUUUAGACAGUUAUUAUAAAUAUUAUGCAAAAGUACAUGCGUGUUUAUAAUAACUCAUAUGAAAUGUGCAUACAAACAUAACUAGUACUCGUGGAGUUACUGAUAUGCAUAUACGAGGGCAUUCGGAUAAAUCGGU